Messenger RNA from Gossypium raimondii (Peruvian cotton), 441 nucleotides. Its product is annotated as E3 ubiquitin-protein ligase SIRP1-like. Gene Ontology annotation, biological process: protein ubiquitination. The record is from RefSeq and is a predicted model, not a curated record. Gene Ontology annotation, cellular component: cytoplasm. NCBI's taxonomy places the organism in Eukaryota, Viridiplantae, Streptophyta, Magnoliopsida, Malvales, Malvaceae. Gene Ontology annotation, molecular function: ubiquitin protein ligase activity. The transcript is spliced from 2 exons. Bases 1 to 441 code for a protein of 146 amino acids.
AUGGCUUUAACUCCAUACGAGUAUGAUUUCCUUCACCAGCAUACUUGUGAAGACUACAUCAUCUCACAAUCUCAUGAUAUUUCUCCUCGUUUCAUCAAUGUUGAAUUAACCAACUCUACAAUACAUGAAUCCGUUGUGGAACACGAUUACGAUGAUGACAUUUUGAUGGGAAGAGCUUUGGGUGAAUCAACAUCAAAGUUUGAAAGCAGUAACUAUGGUACGGUUCCGGCUAAAGAGCCAUUGGUUAAGGAGAUGGUCAAGAUGGUCAAAGUAGAAGUUGGAAAUGAAGAAGAUUGCAUGAUAUGUUUGGAGGAGCUGGAGGUUGGGUUUUAUGCUUUUUGGAUGCCUUAUUCUCAUACUUUUCAUUGCGAUUGCAUCGAGAAGUGGCUGAAGCAGAGCCAUUAUUGUCCUACUUGUCGGCUCGAGAUGCCAAAGGAUUAG